Messenger RNA from Trichomycterus rosablanca, 1503 nucleotides. RefSeq names its product mitochondrial calcium uptake family, member 3b (gene micu3b). Gene Ontology annotation, molecular function: calcium ion binding. The record is from RefSeq and is a predicted model, not a curated record. The transcript has 14 exons. NCBI's taxonomy places the organism in Eukaryota, Metazoa, Chordata, Actinopteri, Siluriformes, Trichomycteridae. Bases 1 to 1440 code for a protein of 479 amino acids. Gene Ontology annotation, biological process: mitochondrial calcium ion homeostasis; calcium import into the mitochondrion. Gene Ontology annotation, cellular component: uniplex complex.
AUGAUGGCGGAGGCAGCACGCCGGUUUACCACAAUAGUAAACAAAUUCAGCGCUUACACCCACACUGCUGGUGUUUAUUUAAACCACACGCAGUGGUACAAAAGGAAAGUGGGCAUGAGACGGACUGUGGCUGCGGUUUGUGUCGCGGUGGGAGGAAUAGCGGUGUAUCAACACUGUCGUCAGAACCGGAGCGACAUGGCGAGGAGAGUCCCCGCGUUCCCGGUCCUGUUAGCUAAAGAGCAGAGCUACAUGCCUGCUGAAGAUGAGGAUAUGGCUAUGUCAGCACAUGAGCACAGAUUCCGAUUAUUCAGUUCACUGGAGUAUGAAGGCCAGCUUUAUAUGACACCAUUGGACUUUAUCGAAUCAGUCACCAUGAGUGAGCCAAAAAAGAAGAAGUUUUGGAGAGCUCUGAAGAAACAGGAUUUAGAUAAGAUCCUGGCAGACACUCCUCCUGUUUGGAAAGGAUCAUCUCGGCUUUUCAGAAACUUGAAUGACAGAGGCAUCAUCUCAUAUACAGAGUAUCUGUUUCUUCUUUGCAUUUUGACGAAGCCUCAUGCGGGAUUUAGAAUAGCUUUCAACAUGUUUGACGCAGACGGCAAUGCAAUGGUAGACAAAAGAGAGUUUAUGGUGCUGGAGGAAAUAUUUCGUAAGAAGAACGACAAAAAGGAAAGAGGUGGAGAGUCUGACAGCUCGUCUCAACUGAAUGUGGAACUGUAUGGAUUUCAAGGUUCUGCCAGCCACCCUGUGCUUAAAAAAGACCAGCCACAGUUUGAAUCCAGAAGCCUCUGGGAUGUACUGAAGCAGGGUGCAAGAUUUAUUCUCUUUUCAGAUCUGACUGAGAAUGAAGAAGAAAACGUUACUGACACAACCUUACUGGUUAACUUUUUUGGAAAGAAAGGAAAAACUGAACUGAACUUUGAAGACUUUUACAGAUUCAUGGACAACCUGCAGACAGAAGUGCUUGAGAUUGAGUUCCUUUCCUAUUCUAAAGGCAUGACCACCAUCAGUGAGGAGGACUUUGCACGCAUUCUGCUACGCUACACCACUGUGGACAAUAUCAGCAGUUACCUGGAAAACGUGCGUCAGAGCAUACCAGAUGAAAAGGGAAUCACAUUUGAGGAAUUUAGGUCCUUCUUUCAGUUUCUUAAUAACUUAGAGGACUUCACCAUUGCCAUGCAGAUGUACAACUUUGCAAGUAGGCCAAUUGGACAAGAUGAGUUUACACGGGCCGUCUACGUCGCUACUGGCUUAAAACUCUCUCGCCACCUUGUAAACAUUGUCUUCAAAAUUUUUGAUGUGGAUCAUGAUGACCAACUGAGCUACAAGGAGUUUGUCGGUAUCAUGAAAGGCAGACUGCAUCGUGGCUCCUGGGGAUAUCCUGGUGAGGAACGGUUUAUUUCUUUUAAGGCCUGUAUGAAAAAGGAGCUGACUGGAAAAUAGAAAGAGAAAGACAGAUUGUACGAUCUUAAGUGUUAGUGAAAUUAUAUUAUUAUUUAGCAUCAU